Messenger RNA from Anolis carolinensis (green anole), 5915 nucleotides. It is a transcript of the gene nucks1, whose product is annotated as nuclear casein kinase and cyclin dependent kinase substrate 1. The record is from RefSeq and is a predicted model, not a curated record. Lineage: Eukaryota; Metazoa; Chordata; Lepidosauria; Squamata; Anolidae. Gene Ontology annotation, cellular component: cytoplasm. The transcript has 8 exons. Gene Ontology annotation, molecular function: single-stranded DNA binding; double-stranded DNA binding. The coding region runs from base 227 to 1117 and encodes 296 amino acids. Gene Ontology annotation, biological process: double-strand break repair via homologous recombination; interstrand cross-link repair.
CCCCUCUCAGCUCGGCGCAUCCCCUCCGCUGGACGAAGCGCGACCAUUUUGCAGGGGGGAGCAGCGAGCGGUUGGCGGCUGACGGAGAAAAGGGAGCCAGGCGGAAAGGGCGCGCGCGGGGCGGCGGCUGGAGUCACUGAGCCGGGCGGGGAUCGAGGGACAGCGAGAGAGAGAGAGGAGAGCGGCGCCGGCCCCUCAGACGCCCCUCAGGGCCUCGCUCUGCAAGAUGUCUAGGCCCGUCAGGAACAGAAAAGUUGUGGACUAUUCACAGUUUCAAGAAUCAGAUGAUGCAGAUGAAGAAUAUGGCAGAGAUUCAGGUCCUCCAGCCAAGAAAAUCCGUUCAUCACCAAGGGAAGCAAAAAAUAAGAGGCGAUCUGGAAAAAAUUCUCAGGAAGAUAGUGAGGACUCAGAAAAAGAUAUGAAGGCAAAGAGGGAUGACUCACACUCAGCAGAUGAAGAUUUUGGCAGUGAGGAUGACUUAGGAGCAGGUGAUGGUAAAGCUGAUAGUGACUAUGAGAGUUCUCAAAAGAAGGAAAAGAAAGGAAAGAAAGCAAAACCUGAGAAGAACAAAAGAGCAACUUCCAAAUCCAGGAAAAAGGCUGCUGCAGAUGACAGCGAGGAUGAGAAAGAAGACCACAAAAAUGUGCGCCAGCAGCGACAGGCAGCAUCUAAAGCUGCUUCCAAGCAACGGGAAAUGCUCAUGGAUGAUGUGGGCAGUGAGGAAGAAGAUCAGGAAGAGGAGGAGGAAGAAGCAGCAUUUCAGGAAAAAGAUUCUGGCAGCGAUGAAGACUUCCUUGUGGAAGAUGAUGAUGAUAGUGAUUAUGGCAGUUCAAAAAAGAAGAACAAAAAAGUGGCUAAGAAAUCCAAACCAGAAAGGAAAGAAAAGAAAAUGCCUAAACCAAGGCUAAAGGCUACAGUUACACCCAGUCCAGUGAAGGGCAAAGGAAAGGGAGGCCGUCCCACAGCUUCAAAGACGUCAAAAGAAAAGACCCCAUCCCCAAAGGAUGAUGACGAAGAGCCUGAAAGUCCUCCAGCAAAGAAGAAAUCAGUUAGUCCUCCUCCAGACAAAUCUGGGGAUGAGGGUUCUGAAGAUGAAGUCCCAUCCGGUGAAGAUUAAAUGGUGUGGGAGAGAAACUUUUUGAGAGAGAGUAAGGAAAAGAGAAUAUGCUUAGGGGGUAGAACAUGGUUUUGGUUGUGGCUUGACUCAUGGGCUGUGAAUGCCACCUUUACUUUAGCUGUUUUAAUAGUACCGUUCUUUCUUCUCCUUUUUAAAAGAGAAUCUUUACACAAUAAUGUUUUGAUGUCACAGUCUCUGCUGGCCAUUCCGUUCUCCCCAACCAAAUCUGAAAGCCAUUAGAUUUCAAUUAACAUCUUACUAAAUAUAUAUUUUGAAGGCUCACUGCAGUUGUAAAGCAAUAAAAUUUAAGGCUGACACUUGGAGGCUCACAAUUAACAAAUAGAAUAGAUUUUUCAAAGCUGGAAAAUUCAUCCAAACCAACUUGCUUAAUUGAAUCCAAAACAAGUGUAUUAUUAAACACAGCAUCCUUUGUAUAUGAAUUCUUUUGAAUUCCAUCAAGGGUUUAAAGUUCUAAUAUUCUGAAUAUUUGGGGUUCCACAAUCUAUUUUUAAUGGCCAAGGUAAUUUUAAUGACCAUGUAGUCUCUUCUGUAUUUUAAUCUUUAGAAAAGCUCUGCCUGUUCACGCCAUUAAUAUUUUAAUUUCUUACUGAGUAGGAUAGCAUUUCAGUUGGUCAAAAUGCUGCCAUUUCCUUCCAGCUCUUUUUUUAAAAGUUUCUCUUUUGCCAUACUUCUUUGAAUCUUUGCAUACAUUGUAAAGUUUGGUUUCAGGGAGGCAUUCUGGAAGGCUGAGGUCAUUUGUUUUUUAAAAUGUAAAAACAGUUUUCCAUAAUGGCACACAGUCUUUGCGUUUCAAUCCAUGUGCACUGACUCAAGCGUUUCAAAAGUAAGACAACUCAGCUUCCGCCACAAAGAAUAUGAUUUUCCUGUACACAUCCCCUCCUUGACUUAAUUUACCUUCACUGUUCAUUGCCAGAUCUUAGAUGUUCUAUAGCGAAGAAAUCAUAUAUCCAAGCUAAGCAAAAUGCAGGCUAUGAAAUGAAAGACACAGUUCCUGAACAAUGUAGAAUGGUGCUUCAGAAAAGCAAAAUAUUUUAACCAUGUAAAAUAUAUUCAAGAGAACUGUGUGCUAUCUUUUUAUUAGGUUUCAAGCAGUGUGUAUGUUUAGCCAGUUUAAACAAGAUGGACCUUGUCUUUCCUAGGUAAAAGAAUUGCUGUAUUUAGAGUGAGCUGAAGUGCUAUCUGCUUCCUACUUUUUUGUCUUGCACAUUUGUAAGAAACACUUCCAGUCACAACCCUUUUUCCUCCAAGUGACAUUAUUAGAGAUUUGAAGCCUAGUCAUUUGACAUUUCUGGUUUAAUUGAUGGUUUGUAAGCAAAAUAGAUGCAAUUUACAAGUAUUCUCAUAGAGGAUCAGGCUUGCCAGACUGAUAGUUGAAAGCCAAAGUGAAGAAUGCAUAAGCGGCAAAGUGUCAUGGUGGUUACCUCUUUCUAAAAUAUAAAAGGAAAUAACAUGUAUACAGUUUUAAGACUUAGCAGAAUAUUUUCUUCUGCUGUUUAAAUCAACUCUGUUCACAUCAAUGUGUCUGCUAUACAUUAAUUUGGGUGUGUACAAAGGAUUAAAGGUUCAUUCUGAAUGGUGUUUUUAUCAAGAUACUGACACUUAUAUUGUUAAAUAAUACUUGGGAAUUUAAAAAAUGGCCUGGGUUCAUCUUUGGACAGAAAGCAAUCUGUCUUGAGUCACUUGUCGGUUUUACCAAGUUUUAAAUUUUGAAUGAUAUGGAUACUAUGGACACAAAGAUUGUACUGAUACUUUCAAAGAGGUGAGUCCAAAAUUGUGGUUUUACCCUAUACUACAAAUGAAAAGGUGGUCCUAGAUCGUUCAUCUGCUUCAAAUGUUUUGGUAUUAUUCCCUCUCGUCAUUAUUGUCAGCUAGAUAUAUGGAAUAUACUUCUGCUGCUAGGCCUUGUUUUGUAAAAUGCAUAUUUUUCUCCUGGUCUCUUUAACAGAUGCAUCUGCAUAAUUGGCUUAGGAUUACUAUUCAGACUCCUCCUUUAUCUCUUCUUCAAUUAUUUGAACCAGUUAUCAUCUUUAAUUUUGUGAAAAACUUAUUUCAAAUUUAUGAUGGCAGCAGAUGUCUUUGUCUUGAAUCUGUGAAAACCCUAAAUACUGUGCUUUCAUUUAGGUUUGUAUUUGUCACCCUAGAAACAAACAAUUUAGAAGGUCCUAAAAACACUAACGUACUUAAUAACUUGCUUGGACUUGCCCACCUGUUCAGUCCAUACACAAAAGGAAACGUUUUUCCCCUCCAGUUCAUGCAUCUAUAGUAAAUACAGUCAACAUUUUCAUUUUUGUUCUCUCCCCUUUGAGUGCAGUAUUUUAGGGAUGUGAUAGCCAUGUCAGUUCAUUACUUUGUUCCAUUGAACAACUAUUGCCAGAAAAACAAAUAGAAAUACUCCAGUGUACAUUCAUCACUCUAUAUCAGUUGCUUCCUAGGAAUGGCAGGUUAUUUAAUAUCUUAGUUUAAUUAAAUAUUUCUGACAAAUUUGUUUAAAAAACCAAAAGCAAACUUGUUUAGUGUAUCUAACUUACCACUUUUCAAGUAAUUGUGAGAAUAAGAAUUCAGGGAAGUAUUUGCUGGUUAUGUUUUGGGCUUGACCAGGUAAGAGUUAUCAUGUUGUUGAAGAAACAGCCCAGAUAACUUAAAACUGAAUAGUCAAUCUGAACAUACAAUUUUGUGAGGGCUUUUUCUCUUUGGUGUAGUGUUUUAGGACAGACCAAAUGCAAGAAUGUCAUGAUUAGAUCAAUCUGACAAAGAAUUAUGUUUCAUGUCCUCCAAUGGAGAGAUGGAGAUAAUGUACAUUCAGAUAUAAAGCUCUCUGGAAUUGUUGGAAGGGCCAGUAUGAUAUAGAUGUUCAGUAUAUUCAGCUAUUGCAUGCCUGCACCAAGUACCCCAACUAUUAAUUAAGUGGAUUAAAAAUGCAUUACCCCAAGUACAACAAACAGCUAAACUAAGGAGUGGAGUUGGGUUAAGGGGGAAAGCUAUAACAUGCUGGAAGCUUAUGAGCUGUAGAAAUUGGUGCUUUUGCUUUAUGUAUUUUUUCUGUGGAGUGUUUAUUUUUUAUAACAAAUCAUAAUGUUGGCACAUGAUUUUAUAAAAUAAAAAGAAUUUGAUUCCCAUGAUUUUAGGUAUUUGGGAAAUGAUAUUAGUACUUUGUGGGGGAGAUUUUUUUCCCCUCCCUCCCUUCAAGUAGCUUCAUUCAGUAGGCUCUUCGUGAGGCUUGGGUCCACCUUCUACUGAAUACCCCCCCCCUUCUGGUCCAGGCAUUUUGAUCAAAUUAUUUGUAGAACAUGAGUCCCAAAUGGAAACUGCAUAAUUAAUUCUCCUUGUGAUUGCGUGUGAUAGCAUGCCAUCAGCAUAAUUCACAGGGCAGAAGUUGGGUCUGUUUGAAAUAAUUUAGGGCUUCAUCGUUCAUGGCUUGACAAAAAUAUACUUGCAGUUUCCUUGGACAUGCCUCCUCCAUGACUUACAUUUUUAGUUUUCUGCUUCACUAAGUAGUUCAUACUUACCUAUUCUGUAUUACAGUCUUUCCUAGCCCCUAGAGCAAACGUUUCCCCUUUCAAGUUUUCUAAAGCAUUCACAUACAUGCUGAAGAUCCAUUGACCACUGUUGAAUAGAUUUGCUGGCCAUCUGCCCCUGUACAAAACUGUAGAAAAUGAAAUGGUCCCAUCAGUCUGAGCAUGUUUUGGUGUGACUGCAAGAUUCCACUGUGCAUACGCUUUGUAUAUUUGGGGAGGGAUUUUUUAAAUAAGGAACUGUAGACAUUUGGUGCAGAACAAUACACAAACCUGCUUAAGCCACAAUAACAUGAAAACCCCUUCAAGUAUCUUGUGUGAAUGGGAGUGAACAGUGCGCAUAUGUGUGCAUGCGUGGGUGUCCGUCUGACAAUUUAAUGUGUGUUAGGAAUUUGUGAAUUUUACUUUUCCUGCAGAAACAAUUAUUACAAAAAGUUGUAUAUAAGAGAAUUACAUAAUUUUUUUCCAGGAACACGUCACAGCAAAACCCUGAACUGUUCUCAGACAUAAUGAACAACAAGGCUCCAAGUGGGGCAAGUGCCCUUAACAGCAGAUAGGAGUUGAUUCAGUGGAAUGCAGUGGAUAAUUGUCCUGGGUAUUCCCUCCCUGUUGGAUUCUUGGUCUCCCCCGGGAUAUUUCAUGAGCAUUUGUGUAAUAAUGCUGAAUAAAAUACUCUGUACUCUACUACUUAGAAGAUCCCAGAUGAUGAUGAUGACCAAUGAGGCUGUGAAUCCCUUGACAAUGAAAUCUGCAGCAUGGUACUAGGAGUUCAGUUUGAAUGUAACAUUGAUGCUUUAUUUAAAAAUGCAUUUUUUUAAAAAGUGGGGGGAGGGAGGGUUUGAAGUGAACAUGACGUUGUUGACCAUGUUCGUGAAUUAUAGAUGCAACAUGCAUUGGUAGAAUUGUGUGAUGGUCUUUUGUGCUACUUAAUUUUACAUAUUCCAGUCUCUGUAUGUACUUGCAAUUUCAAAACAAAAUUAACAGUCCCUGCUUUGCUUUUUAUUGAAGGGUUUCCAGGACUGCAUAUCUGCUCCUGAGCUCUGUUUUAAGUAUGUGUAUCCUUGGCUUGUAUUUUGUAUUAAAAGAGAAUAUGGAAAAGAACCCUUUAUUGUUCAGCAUGUUGGAAUUGUGUCCCCCUCAUUUCCCCCCUCUCUCUUUUAUUUUUUUUGAAUAUAUUAAGCAACUUAUUCUUCUGUAUCUUAAUUUCUUUUGUAAACAUUUUGGUUUUGUUUAAAAUGGCUUUAUAAAAGGGCUUUUAUAACCCA